Messenger RNA from Spirodela intermedia, 3560 nucleotides. NCBI's taxonomy places the organism in Eukaryota, Viridiplantae, Streptophyta, Magnoliopsida, Alismatales, Araceae. The record is from the annotation of a GenBank genome assembly.
AUGAUGAGGUUCGUUGGGAUUUCCCAGGAAAUUUCCAUUAUCUUCGAUGACGGCCCACUCACCGUUGUUUGCUUGAAUCGUUUUCCUAUGGCUCCCCUCUCUCGUAGAUCGGCGUUUCUCUUGCUGGUUAUUCUCGCCCUCGUUCUUCUCUCCGUUGUUUCCCGUCCUUUCCCAGGGAAAUGACGACUCCCUGUCAAAUCCGGAACGAGGAGGCCUUUUCUCAGCUCAAGAUCAUCCCGCGGAUGCUGGGUCACGGAGGCUUCUGACCUCCCACAGACCUGGAUCGCCGGAGACGGGUUUCUCAUCAGUUGCAGGCUAUCAUCUCUCGUCGGAGGCCACUCCAUGCCUCUUGCUUCCGUUUUUCCGGUGGAUCCCUUCGCCGAGUCUCGAGAGUUUACUGGGUCUGUAUUUUUGGGCACUUUUCCACUGCAUCCACCACUCUUUUCUUCUGAUUCCACCGAUGGCUAUCGUUCUGUGUUUAUCAUCAUCGUUUCCGGUCUGUUCAUCACCGGAGGAGCCAGAGGACCUUCGAAAAUCUCUCGUCGUUAUGCUUUCCGUCCUGGUUGCGGCUCGACCAUUGUCGUACCCCGUCUUCUUGCCGAACUCGGUUAUAAAUUUCUUCCCGCGAAGUUUGUUCUUCUGCCUCGGUCGCAGAUGGGAGAUCGGUUUAUGCGAGUCCGAGGGGCAGGGAGUUGAGAUUCCAGGAUAAACCUAGGAGCACUAACAUCUCCGUGUUCUUCUCUUUCCUAUGCCCUAUCCUCUGCAACGCGCUGUAUUUUUCGUCAUUCCGUGAUACAAAAUCCGGUCGCUUUUCGUUUAUCGUCAAGAUCUGGUUGGGAUCCGGCGGAGGAUUCAGUUCUUCUGUGCAUUUGAUUCGAAUUUUUUCCCUGAUGAUUGUCGCUCUGAUCUUCGUAAUGGAUCUCAGAGCUUCGACGCCUUCUGUCAUGUCUUUUUUCUUCCCAUUUCUUUCGUCAACCGGAGAAGUGGGAAGCCGCGAAGGGUAUGCAUCCCUCCACCCUCCUCUAUCUCUCUCUCUCUCUCUCUCUCCAUACCCCGUUUCCAUUUUCUUCUCCUUCCUUUAUUGGGGUUAUCUUUCUCCGGUUCUCGCCGUUCGAUCCACCGCAGAGGGGGAUCACCUCCUUCUUGAGUAAUUUCGAGAACGAUUUCUGUGUUGAGAUUUCUCCCGAUUCCUAGAAUAGCAGCCGAUGUUCGUCAUGGAUUUCUCUGUUUGUGAUUUCUUUUUCGUUUUUCUACCUGUUUGCAGAUACCAGAGAGUGAGUCCGGAGUGUCUUCCUCUGAGCAAUGGAAGGAAGUCCAGCGUGAAGAGCUCCAAGGACGACGACCGCCCGGAAAACGGCAGGAUUCCCAAUUUCUCUGGCUACAGCGAGGCGAAGCCCCUGAGAGUGAGGUCGUCCUCGUCGUCCGCGACGGCGGCGGCGGCGGCGGCGGCGACGACGACGACGACGAACCCUUCCGCCGGCCAAGAACAUCAUUUCCCCAGCUACCCUCUUCCUCCGGCGGACUCCGGCCACCACCGCGACAACCACGCGGCGGCGAAGGUUUUGAGCCAUCAUGAGAUCAAUGGGAGCAACCACACCCGAGGCGGCGAUAUCGUGCUUCAGUGGGGCCACAACAAGAGGUCCCGGGGCUCGAGGGCGGAGGGCCGUGCGGCCGGGGACGAGCCGUCGUCUUCCUCCCGCUCGAAACAGGUGGCCAAGAUGCAGCGGAGGAUGCCGGUUCCCUCCUCCGACAAGCAGCUGGCGGCUGCGAUGCCCCCUGCCGGAGGAGGCUACAGCCGAGGAGCCAACCUGAGGGCCUGCCCGUCCGUACGCGAUUCUCUGGGCUCCGCUGCCAACAACAGGUUUGCGAUCUGAUUUCUCCUUCCUCCAUAUCAGAUCUGAGUUUCUCCGGUGAAGUUUCUGUUCCUAAUUCUGCCUUUUCGUAAGAUCGAAUGCUCCUCUCUCGCAUCAGCAUACUCUUGUGUUUCGAUCCAUUUUUUUUACUUGUUUUUUCUUCGCCGGAGGAGAUAGAAGAACCGCGGAGUCGCUGUUCGUACCGGCGAUCCCCUUUUUUCCGUUUUUCUUUUCUUUUUUAUGCUCCUCGUGCCCGAGUGGAUUAUUGCAUCGGCUGAUGUUCUUCUCCGCUGUCUGGUCUUCUGUCUCCAUCGUCUCCUCCCUCUGGUUGGACCUAAUCCGCCGCCAUUCAUACCUUCCUCCGCCCCCGCAUUUCUUUCUAAUUCGAUUGAAGGUGAAUCUUAUUUUAUAAUAAUCUCGUCUUCCUUUUCUUCGUCGCUCUGCGUCGUCUGGUCGUCUGGUCCUCGUCGGCUCCCUGCGAGGAAAGAGGGAGGAGGGUAGGAUCCUGUCCGAAUUGCCACCCGAAACCCUAGCCUGUCGUCUCCUUCCCCUCCCUCUGGUUCUGCUUUUGUGGCCUCCGCUUUAAAGCCCCCCCCGCGCCUUACCUUGGAUGGUAACUGUGCCCCACUGUGACUCCACGGGCCUUUCUCUCUCUUCUCUCUCUCCAAUGACAGGCGACCGGGUAGACAAGAUUUCUCAAUAUAAAUGUAAUAUCACGUCUUUCUCUGUCACCACUUCCCGUUCACUAACAUCGUCGUCUUCCCCCUUUUUCCCUUUUUUCCUGGAUCAGGAGCGGGGAGGAACGAUCCGGGGGGGUGGUUCGAGCGGAGACCAGAUCUCCGCCGCCGCCGCUGCCCAAGGGGAGCAAGAUGGCCGCCGCCUGCGCCGCCGCCAACGGCCUGCGGGCGGGUUUCCACGAGGCGGAUGGCGUGGGCUCCACGCCCUCUGCCGAGCGAGACGGCGGCGAUGCUGCGGCGCCGCCACCGGCGGCGGCCGCGAAAGAGAGGCUGAAUUUGGAUCUGUUCGAGUGGCCGAGGAUAUACCUCUCCCUCUCGAGGAAGGAGAAGGAGGACGAUUUCCUGGCAAUGAAGGGCUCCAAGCUCCCCCAGCGACCCAAGAAGCGGGCCAAGAACAUUGACAAGACCCUCCAGGUAUACCAUCUUCGAUCGAUCGAAAUCCGCCAUGUUCGUGAGCAUGUUCUCUCCGGGUAUACCAUCUUCGAUCGAGCUUCCCGAUCCUAAUUCCACGGUUGACCGUUCUUCUGGGCAGUACGUGUUCCCGGGGAUGUGGCUCUCCGAUUUGACGCGAGGCCGAUACGAAGUCAGGGAGAAGAAGUCCGUGAAGAAGGUAAUCGCAGCCCUCCUCCUCCCUUCCUGUCCCGCUGACUUUUCUUCUUUUCUCCGAGGAUCAACGACGCCUUUAAGGAGAGAGACUCCUCUGGGGCUCGGGCUCUUGCGGCCGGCGGGGGAUGGAUUGAAUGCCCCCGAAUGCCGCCCUCCUCUGGGUCGGCAGAAACACCAUUAAUGCUUUAUUCCCUUUGAGGGGGAGAGAGAGAGAGACCGACAGACACAGAGAGAGACAGAGAGUGGUCGAUGGUGUCGAGUUGUGGGUUUCUUUUCUUCUUCUCUGAUGGUCUGGUUUCUUCCUUGCUUGCAGAAGAGAAGGGGGUUGAAGGGCAUGGAGAGCAUGGACAGCGAAUCGGAAUGA